AUGCCUCCUUCUGCCUCGCCCUUAGAGCAGUUCAGUCAGCUCUCCAUCGAAAAAAUGCCUCCAACUACGCGUUUACAACAUCGCAGCCAGCGACACGAGUCUAGUACUGAGUCUGAGGACAGCUCAGACGAGUCCACUCAAGCAGACAACUGUAUUCGGUUUCCAUCUAAACUAAUAUAUACACUCGAGGGCCUCGACAAAGACAAGCGUCGACAUGCCAUAGACGCCAUUGAGGAUCCUUCUCAAAUCAUCUUACAGAAGUGUGCAGCAAGGGAGAAGUUCGUGGUUUUCCAGGUGUCUGAGUUGAAACACUUUGACAUACGAAGUGGUUCUAAAGAAAGUCGAUGGGAGACACCAAGUUGCAGUUGUCAGGAUGGAAUGACUGGUCAAACUCCUUGCCGUCAUAUCCUUUGGUUAUUUGACCAGAUCACGUCACAAUUAUUCGACAUCCGAGAUGAGUUGCUUACGCUGAAUGAUCAAGGGAUCUCUAACCGACUUGAAGACCCAUACGACAUGAUCACGCGAUGCCAUCUCAAUAUCCUUGCCGACGACCUCCACAUUCAAAGUUCGGGGAAAGUAUCCGACGCACGGGAUGGUCCCUAUAACCCGCGACGUGUCGAGGAGGUUCGCGAAGUUCUUGCUUCUCUGCAUCGCACCCCUGUCGACCAGUACCGUCCGGAUAUUUUUACCUCUCCUACAGGUGGAACACGGCCUGUAAAGCGGAACGACCUGGAGUGCACGGUUUUCCGCAUGUUAUGUGAGAAUAAUGAGUUCUUCCACUAUUUCAUGUCUUGCAUGCGAAACGAUGAACUUAUCCACAAUCCCUUCAGAAAGCUUCAGAAGAGGGCGGAUGCUGUUCUGGCAGAACACGAUGCAUAUGCAAAAUCCGUUUCGGCCAACUCAGAUGAUGAAGAGUAUCCUGCGAAUGUUCAGUGGUGCGCUAUGCAUCUGCGAAUUAUCGUGCAGAAGAUCCAGACAUGCGCCCUCAGGUCUCGGCGUCCUCUUGAGUUCUGGGAGCGUCGGGAAGCCGCGCGCUGUCUUCUUCGUAUCCUUAAAGAAGUUGUUGACCGCUGUGAGGAUUUACCUCCUACCCAUGCGCCAAAGCUAGAUCGGAAUUUGUACAUCAAUCUUAUCGGAGAUCGAGAUCACAAUUUCGCCAUUGGUGCACUCAAUUCGCUCUCCCCGGAUGCAAUUCAUCCACUGGCAGAUGAUCUGAGUCAAACUAUCGACAAUAUGAGUACACAUGGUGUACCUGCCACUUACGUGGAGAAACUCCGAGAAAUCCACCAAAGAGCUCGAAAGGCUCGCGUGCUCAAUUCUACUUUAGGCUCAAAACGCCACAGAGGAGGUCAGGGUGGUAGAGCAAAACGUGCAAGGUAA
This is a messenger RNA of Truncatella angustata, 1380 nucleotides long. RefSeq lists its product as uncharacterized. Gene Ontology annotation, molecular function: zinc ion binding. The transcript has a single exon. NCBI's taxonomy places the organism in Eukaryota, Fungi, Ascomycota, Sordariomycetes, Amphisphaeriales, Sporocadaceae. The record is from RefSeq and is a predicted model, not a curated record. The coding region runs from base 1 to 1380 and encodes 459 amino acids.